UACUUUGUCGUUCAAAAGGUUUUACUCUUGUCAUCGUGAAGCCGAAGUCUUUGCUUAGCUAAAGUUUCCAUAUAUUCUAAAUGUUAAAAUUUUAUGCAGCAUUGUACAUAUCAGCGAAUAUUUUAUUAUCGAUUGCCUUUCCUCGUAGUAUCAGUUUUAGGGUCAGUAUAGUUUUAUGCUUGAGUAAAGUUCGACGAAAGCUCAGUGCUUCAUUUAAUUAACAGUUAAGAAUUAUGAAAAAAAGUAAUUAGUUUCCAACGUUAUUGGAACUAAUACUGAAUCCAAAUAUUUUAAUUGAUUUUUGUUCAAACAACGAUGGCGUCAAUCAAAUGGUUAGCAAUAAUCCUGACAAUACAAUUAACUUACGCUGAUGAGACGACAGAAAAUAUAGAUAUGCCUCACACUGAAAGUACUGGUAAUGAUAACAAAUAUACAGAAGGAAUAAUUUCGACCAAUAGUGGACCGGUUAAAGGCUUCAUACAUAAAGAAACGCCAAAUAUAAGAAGGUUCUAUGAUAUCCCGUACGGGACAUUUAGCGAUAAUAAUCCGUUUGAGGAACCUUCUCCAAGUCAAAAGUGGGAAACAGUUCACGAUGAACAGGAACAUAGAUCACGGUGCCCGCAAAUUGAACACUUGAAUAGAUUUGUCGGGAAUCUUAACUGCCUAACGUUAAGCAUUAUGACACCAACUGUGGCAACCGAACAGCCCCGAGGCGUUUUAUUUCACAUUCAUGAUGGAAGUUUUAAUAUGGGAAGUGGAAAUCCAGCUGUAUACGGACCAGAAUACAUAGUGCCAAAGGGAAUCAUUUUGGUCCUGCCAAAUUAUAGACUCGGAGCACUUGGAUUUCUGUGUUCACAGAAUGACUCAGUACCUGGUAACGCGGCAUUGAAAGAUUUAACUUUGGCUUUAAAAUGGAUAAAAGAUAACAUAGAAUCUUUCGGUGGUGAUCCUUCAAAUAUCGUAGUUAGCGGAGAGGGCGGCGGGGGAGCAUUAGCUGGGUAUUUGGCACUUGCGCCCAUGUCACGAGAUUACGUUUCAAAAGUUAUUGUCGAAAGUGGAUUUGUGCUCUCUCAUUGGGCGAUAGAUAGAGAUCCCGCAACAACUAUAAAAAUAUUAAUGCAGAAUCUUCCUAACGUUGGUGUAGUUACGACCAAGUCUUUUAGACUGGAAUCUUCAAACAUAGGAAUUUUGGUAACGGCAGCCAAAGACAUACAAUUCGCACCUUGUAUAGAAAGUGGUACUAAUUCGUUUAUAACUGAAACUCCAUUUAAUAUGCUCAACAAUCUAAAAACAAAUAUGACUUAUAUGAUAGGUACUACCAGUCAUGCUGGAUUGCAAGAAGCUUUAGACCACUCUGCAGAAAGCUUAGCUAAACUGAAUGAGGACUUUGGUAUUAUCUUGCCAGACGACUUAGACUUUGAAGAAAAUGAAAAGAAAAGAUCGGUAGUCGGGAACAGAUUGAGAGAACAAUACUUUGGUAAAGAUAAAGUAACAUUGAAUAAUAUAGAGGAACUUUCUCUAUGUUAUACGGAUGCUUCGUACUUAGGUCCAAUGAUCCGAGCUGCUAGACAUUUAGUAUCAUCUGGGGGUUCGGUUUAUUUCUACGAGUUUGCGUUCGUUGGAGAUUUAAAUCAAAACCAUAUUCAUGAGUCAAUUGAUGACAUCAAGAUAUCAACUUCGAUUACAGUCAACGGUGCAUCUCGAGGAGAUAUUGUUAAUUACAUUUUCUGUCGAGAAGGUCAUAUAGUUACCGAUGGUAGUAAAGAAAAACAAAUGAUAGAACUGAUAACCGAUUUAUGGACAAGUUUUAUACAAUCUGGAAAACCGACUGCCGAAGGUAUUGAGUGGCGACAAUUCGAGAAGACAACUGAAACUAACGAGGAUUGGUUGUUGAUUGACACUAAAGUAAAGCCAUCGAAAGGACUCCAUGUCGACCGACUGACACUGUGGAAUGAGAUAUAUGAGACAUACUUCGUGGAACAUAACCGCGGAGUCCGCACCAGCCCUUAUGUUUACUCUUUUACGUUCACCAUAAUCAUAUUUAUUUUUAUAUCGAAACUUUUAGAGAUCAUGAUCGUUAAAGAGUGGGUGGUUUUGUUUGUGGUGUCGAAAUGUUUGGGGGAAAAGAGGCCGCAUCGGGAUGUCAAGACAGUUCAUGGUCAGGUCAGAGGGUAUCUUUACCCGGAUCCACCUCAUCAUGUGUUCCUGGGAAUUCCCUACGCCCGCGCACCUCUCUUACAUCAUAGGUUUAAGGCUCCCGAGCCGACAGUCCCGUGGGACGGUAUAUUCGAGGCCACACACCGCGUCAAAUGUCCUCAAGUGGAGGAGACUGGGAUGGAGAACUGCCUCGUCGUUAAUGUGUUCGCGCCGGAACAACAACGCAGCAUUAAACCGCUGCCCGUUAUCGUUCAUGUGCACGACGGAGACUUUCAGAGAGGAUGGGGAUCCUACAGGGCACCAUCUCGCUUACUAAAAGAAAAUUUCGUCAUUGUCACUUUCAAUUACCGUUUGGGAGUGCUCGGUUUCCUUUGCCUCGGAUCAUUCGAGGCACCGGGGAAUGCCGGCUUAAAGGACCAAGUCGCCGCAUUAUACUGGGUGCAGAGGAACAUUAAAAACUUUGGCGGGAAUCCAUCUGAUAUUACUAUUUACGGUACGGGGUCUGGUGCCGUCGCAGUGGAACUACUUCUGCUUUCUCGUACUACCACCGGAUUGUUUCAACGGAUGAUUUUAGAAUCCGGUUCCGCUAUAGCCCCUAGUUCAGUGACGUACACGCCUUUCUCCACGGCUGUAACUGUUGCCGCACAGCUAGGAUACAAUGGUGAGGCGAAAGCGAACAAACUUGCCGAUUUCUAUCAGCAAUUGCCCAUCAGGAGUUUGAAGAAUGUAACAGAAAUGUUCCUACCAUGUAUUGAACAUGAUCAGUCUAAUACUAACAGUCUUCUCGAUGUGGACCCGUUGGAUAUAUUGAAAGACGCGCACUUCUUCCACGUGCCAAUAAUAAUGGCCUUUUCCAAUGCCUUUGAAGUAAAAAUAAUUUCGGAUAACAUAAAAAGGUUUACUUUCGUUCCCACAAACUUUAAGGAAUUGUUACCAAGCAACCUGGAGUUUGAAAGUGAAGACUUGAGAACGAAAUUGGCAAAAUUGGUAAAGGAAUUCUAUUUUGGUGAUAACAUGAUCGGAGACAACUUAAUUCCAAAUUAUGUAGAUUAUGUAAACGACAUUUUUAUCGAGUACCCUGUUGUGAAGUCUUCAAUUCUGCAUGCAAGGGCUACUCAGCCAGUUUAUCUGCUGAAGUUUAUGUACAAAGGCAGCAUGAGCAGUGUGAAGAGCGAGGAGAUACAGGGUGCUGGCCACGGAGAUCUCUACAUGUAUAUAUUUUCAAACGAACAACUGAACAGUGAAGAGCAAGUGAUCUCAGAUAGACUAAUUCAAUUAAUAUCCAACUUCAUAAAAGUAGGGGACCCAACACCAUUGACAACCACAUUAAUACCAGCUAUUUGGGAGCCUGUACCAUACACUAAUGACUUGGAAGGCAAGAUCACUGUAGUACCAUACUUAUUGUUCGAUAAAACAGUAGCAAAUCAACUUCUAUCCGGCCAGCAGUUGAUAUUCUGGGAUCACAUUUACACUAAGUUUUACAAAAAACAUGAAAACUCUUGAAACAAAUUAUUUUCAUUUUGUG
Messenger RNA from Papilio polytes (common Mormon), 3682 nucleotides. RefSeq lists its product as uncharacterized. The transcript has 7 exons. Bases 316 to 3660 code for a protein of 1114 amino acids. NCBI's taxonomy places the organism in Eukaryota, Metazoa, Arthropoda, Insecta, Lepidoptera, Papilionidae. The record is from RefSeq and is a predicted model, not a curated record.